Messenger RNA from Hypoxylon trugodes, 1258 nucleotides. Its product is annotated as ornithine decarboxylase antizyme-domain-containing protein. Gene Ontology annotation, molecular function: ornithine decarboxylase inhibitor activity. The coding region runs from base 1 to 831 and encodes 276 amino acids. The transcript is spliced from 3 exons. NCBI's taxonomy places the organism in Eukaryota, Fungi, Ascomycota, Sordariomycetes, Xylariales, Hypoxylaceae. Gene Ontology annotation, biological process: positive regulation of protein catabolic process. The record is from RefSeq and is a predicted model, not a curated record. Gene Ontology annotation, cellular component: nucleus; cytoplasm.
AUGGCGCCAAUGAAAAAUAGCAAAAGUAAUAGUAGUAGUAGUAGUAAUUAUGGCGAGGCGGUUCCCCGUCAGGUCAAUGUCCUCGCCAGUUGCUACCUUAUCGACCCUACUGCGUCCCUAAAGGGACUUCACUACUGCACUACCGGGGCUGCAGGCUUACCAUCUCCUCCGUCAAGUCCCCCCCUCGCGGCCAUCACCUCGUCCAAUGAGCUCGCGCUUCAACCCAAGAGCAAGAAGCGCCACAGCAACGGCUAUAACGCACCGAUUAGCCGCAGCCGCCGAGGGGGGGCAACACUUCAGAUCAGGGAAGAAUGUGAGAGAUUCUUCUGUGAGACCAUGAAAACCGUUUUCCAGGGUGAGUGGAAUAUGGUCGGUAAUGGCUCCUGCCUGGCUGGUGUUAACUACGCACUUACGCCACCCGAUGACUACCCUACGCCUCAGUCUUCACCUAAAGACAACACCAAUAUCGACAUCAAGCCUACUGUAUACGUAAACGGAUGGAUGGAGUUUUGGGAUUACGCUGGAGGUGCAAGCUUCCGAGCCUUUGUUGCGGAGGAUGGCGACGAGAAGUCGUUGUUUGCGUUCUUUGAUAGUGGGCUCGUAGGCCGCGAUCUCAAGCAAGCACUUAUUGCUUUGAUCGAAUUAGCCGAUGGUCCGAUUGGAUGUUCGCAUAUCGUGAUUUGCGUGGACCGUCAUAUGCCUCCGGACUAUGCGAAGGCAUUGAUGAGAAGUCUCCAGUGGGUUGGCUUCGACUUGACUACCCUAGACCAUUGGGCGAAGGACAUCGAUGUUACUAGCAACAAAUGGCUAUUCAUGGGCAUGGAGGUUUAAGUCGAAUUGCGACAUCCAGGACUUUGACGAUCGUUUAACUUGUUUUUUUUUUUCAAUUCGACUCGGAUGUUAGGGAUCCUUUCGGCAUUUUCGAGGUUGGGUUGCUUUUUGGAGUUUUCGGGAUUGUGCAUGCCUGCAUGCACGUAUCAUCACGUUAGCUUCGGCGCACAAGGUCGUUUUUCGUUUCGUUUCUUUUCCUCGGUUGCAUCUGCUGCGUCCCAUUCCCCGCACUGGCGAGGUUAGCGAAUAUCGUUUCGGAGGUUCAAAAAUAGCGCGAAUGGAACAGUCAAAGCAAGCGGUGCUAGGGCAAUCAAAAUGGUAUAUAGUAGGUAACAUUACUAUGAUCAAUAGACGACGGAUUUCUAUCUUGCCCCCUUUUGACCCGUUCGUACAACACACUUUAACGCCUCAAAACAAAAAUGCCAUA